GAACCAACGGCUGCACCAUGGCCGAGCACCAUGCGCUGCUAGCGCGGCAUCAUGAGGGUCUCCUGCCUCCCCUCGAGCCCCACCUCCCGUCCUAUCGUGACCCCUCAGCUGUUUCUGCGUUCCUUCCCGGAUCGGUGGGACAGGCUGCUCUCCAUCGUGGCAGCGAUGUGCUUUCAACCAGGUUCCCCUACCCUGACCCAGCAGCUCACGAGCCACACCAGCCGUCUGUUGCAUAUGGGCGAUCAGCAGUUUCCAAGACGCUACGAGUUCUCAAGGACCUUAGUGAGCAGCCAGAGGAGGAGGGUCAAGGAACCGCCGACCUCAAGAAGAAGAACCUGAAGGUAUUGCUGGAAUGCCUUGUGGACCAUUCGAGCAUUGGGGAAGCAAUCAUGCAAGGAGAGGAUGGAGAUGGGCUGGCUUUGCUGAAAUCGUUGCUCUCGGAUAGUGAGGCAGAUGUGAGGAGGUAUACUGCAGAAGUGAUCAACAGAUACUCGACACUGCUGCAAGGACGAAAGCAAAUAUGCGUUAGCGGAUGUGUCGAAAUGUUGGCGGAUCUCCUCCAGGACCCCAGCUCUGCAGACGUUCGAAUAGCAAGUGGGAAAGCGCUGAAUCAUCUUGUAACUGCCAUGGAUGCUCGGGACGAGAUCUGCAACCAUCCUGAAGGACCUGCGGUGGUGGUUAAGGUCGUCCGUGCGCUCCUGGCGAUUUCAGCGAGGGAUUCAGAGAUUUCGACACCCUCCUUGAUUCCUAUUCUCUACGAGUGCCUAUCACAUCUCUUGGUAGCUGAAAAGGCCACGGAGCUCGCUUUGCAAGAGGAUCUGGUUCCGCUUCUGAUACACACGCUGAAACGAAGAAUGCACAAAGUAGCAAGUCUCAAAGUUCUUGUUUCUCUAUGCGGCCAUUCACAAGGAAAACGGGCAGCCAUUGACAACGGAGGAUUGCAGGCUAUCUGUGGCAUGCUUACCAGCCAAGAGACUGUUGAGCGUCAGCUCUCCGCACGAGCAACUUUACUGAUGUGCGUCGACGAAAGUGGGAAACACAAAGCAGGGAUUCUAGUUCCAAAUCUUGUACAACAGCUGUAUUCGACAGAUCAUGAUUUGUACAAAAAUGCGCUUCUUGCAAUCAGAUCAAUCUCUGAGUCGCCAAGUACACGUGUUCUAGUUAUGAAGGCACUUGAAGAUGAUCCCGAAAUGCAAGCACGAGUUCACAACGACCACCGUGUCCACCUCGCCGCCUUUCGAUACGAGACGGGCAGUCCUUCAACAGCCUGACUUUACUACGGUCCAAGUGAGAAGCCGUCGAAAUACAGAGUUUUCUAUUAUCUGGCGCUAUAUGUACAUAAGGACGGUUGAAUUUCGCAUAUGCAAGACUACUCGUCUCAUGCUGUGUCAUGUCCUCUUGCAAAAUAUGACAGUCCCCGAUAUUCAUUGUUAUAUUCACGCUGAGCGUGAUGUGCCUCGUCAAUGAAGGAGUCGUCAAGACACCCAAUGAACUGAUAGCGCUCGGGGUCCAGCUGGUAACGACUAUCAAUCUCCGCUCGGAUUUCUCUCGGCAACGGCUCUUCAUAUCCUUCUAGGGUUCCCGGAUGGCUCGGUGUGCUGAAGCUGUGCUCUGGAACGCCGGUGGCAGUGUCCAGGAAAUGUCCUUCACAGAGCAUUUGAACGCGCGCUGGCUGUCGUUGCAUUCGAUUUAACAUUACUGCUCCGCUCGGUCGAGAGGGUAGGACGACAAGAAGUAGGCAUGUGACGGCGAAUGCACAGAGAAGGACAGGAAGCAUAGCGAGUGGAAGGGGCAUGUUGCUGUUCCUCCUCUGCCGCCUCUCCUCC
Molecule: messenger RNA, 1826 nt
Organism: Guillardia theta CCMP2712
Lineage: Eukaryota; Cryptophyceae; Pyrenomonadales; Geminigeraceae
Exons: 10
Coding region: 18-1271 (417 amino acids)
Source: RefSeq, a predicted model, not a curated record